This is a messenger RNA of Lachancea sp. 'fantastica', 1395 nucleotides long. Lineage: Eukaryota; Fungi; Ascomycota; Saccharomycetes; Saccharomycetales; Saccharomycetaceae. The record is from the annotation of a GenBank genome assembly.
AUGGCUAUUCGUAGUACUUUUAAGACACAUGUGGUUGGAUCACGAUUUCGAAGUGAAAAUUUGGAUGUUUUGGGUAUAUUGUGGAUAGUCCUGGAAGUUCUGUCACUUGCUCAAUGCUGGGGUUUUUACCACAUUUGGAGCGCCAAGACCGGCGCCGUCGAGCAUUGCGUAGAGUGCAAAAUUUUGAACCAUGCUGCCAAAUUUGUGAUUCGGGUGUUAGGGGCAAUUCCAUUCGUAGGGGGAUCGCUAGCACACACGAUGACACGCUGGCUUGUUUUUGUCAGGUCAAGAGUGUUACCAUUUAUGCUCAAAAUGAAGCAUAAUUUGGAGCAGCUUUUUAGAGCAUGCCUCAUAAACACAACUCUUCGACAUCGAAAUGUGAAAUUUAUUUUCACAGGCGAUUCUUUAGAUGUCACUGAGUCUUCGACUUCGAUAAUUAUUGCCAAUCACCGCUCCGUUAUGGAUUACGUUCUAAUAGAUUUCCUUAUCCAAGGAGAACAUGCCCCAAGUUUGCAACAGUACCUUAGCAACGCAUUUUUUAGCCAAAAAGGUAAUUCGGUGGCACCAAAGCUAAGAUUCGUGGGCUGGGGUCGUUUGACUAGUAUACCGUCUGUCAAGUUUUUUGCAAGCAUCCUUUUCAAAGACGAAAAUGCUAAGGUGAGCAGCAAUGACAUUGAACGAGUACUCAUGAGAGAGGGCAACGAAUGUUUAGCGCUAUUCCCCGAGGUUAAUGUCAUUACUUCGGAGUUACGUCUGGUACAAAGGAAGCUUGCAAAAGAAAGCUACCUGCCGCUACUCGAUAAUGUUUUAUACCCCAGGUUCAAGAAUUUCAAUUCAGCUAUCAGCUGUCUCGCCCGUCUUCAACAUGUUGAUAGAUCUCGUAAAGCUCGCUACCUGAAAAAAGCGGCUCACAAAACAACUUCCAUGGUUUCAAAAGUGCGUGUUUCCAGAGGCCAUCCUAGCACCAAACAAAUGGCUCAAGUUAACCUAUUUUUAGGCGACGAGCAUUUCAACAAUACCACAGUUACCGCAAAGCCGAAGCGAAACACUUACAAAGUACCAAUAAUUGUCAGCCCAUUUCUUUGGGAUAUUGCAAUUGUUUACUAUAUUGCAACCAAUUCUUGCCGGAAUGAACAUCUUCAUGGCCAGCAAAACAACGCUCCUACAGAUCAAAAACAUCAUUAUGAGCUCCAGCAAAUAACCCCUUCGCUAUUCCAAUUUCUAACUUGUCCAUUGGGCAACCAACCCAUUUUUGUUAGAGUGCACAUCGAAAAGGUUGCUAUUUCAGACCUCCUCAAGAUGAAUGACAGAAAGCUCGAAUCAUGGUUAGAAAAGACAUGGUUGGCCAAAGAUGAACUGAUGAAACGCAUGCAAGAUUCCGUAAGAUUAAGCUAG